This is a messenger RNA of Venturia canescens, 7703 nucleotides long. RefSeq names its product transmembrane and coiled-coil domain 2 protein Dmtn (gene Dmtn). Bases 1088 to 2857 code for a protein of 589 amino acids. Gene Ontology annotation, cellular component: endomembrane system. Lineage: Eukaryota; Metazoa; Arthropoda; Insecta; Hymenoptera; Ichneumonidae. The record is from RefSeq and is a predicted model, not a curated record. The transcript is spliced from 13 exons.
CUGUCGUAAUAAAUAAAAAACCUUAGCUAGAAAAAAAACCCUGUCAUCAAAGAUUCUACCAUCUCCAAGUUCUCUUUUUUCCAAUACGCAUACACAUAUCUUCUCAUAUAGAUGCAAAUACACAUAUGGUAGAGUAGAAUCACAUAUUCUCGCAGAGCAACAGUGACAAUCCCGAGCUUGCAACACACCUAUAUGACGGAAAAUAAAAAACGAAAUUACUCGGAAGCUCGAGAUUGCAACAAAAAAAAAAUUCCAUUCAUUAUCGCGCAAACAUUUUUUUCAUAAUCGUCUCCAACGUCGACAGCACACAGACACACGCAUAUGUAAAUAUCCUUUCAAAUUUUCUUGCACGGUGUAUAGGACAAUACUACACACUAGUGCACAGAAAUACUACUUUCUCGCGUUAAUCGGUUGCAAGAGAGUGAGUGAGAAAACCAUACUCCUUCGAAGGGGAAGAGAAAAACAUUCUCGUUGCGAUAUGUAGUGUGUCGCGCGACGAACCCGGAACGCAAUCGUUGUGAGAUCUCCGUUCAACUCAAUCACAUUCUUCUUUGAUCGUGAAUGAAGUGUUGUUUUUUGACUUCUCGUUAAACAUACCUUGAGGCCUCUUGUAAAAAGAAGGUUGAGAAAAAAGAGAAAAAAUAUAUUUCGGAGUGUCAUUAGUGUUUUACGAUGUCGGGAGACCGGGUUAUCGUGGACGAACAUCGAUGACACACCCGUGUAGCCCGUGUCGUUUACGCUCAAUGACAGCUACGCUUUUUCAGCGUUUCCAUCUCUUAUCGUAUUUUAUAUGUGUUUUUAUUCAUUUAUCUUUUACCGAAAUUCAAUGUACUCAGUGUCUUUCGAAAGUGAAACGUGUUAAAAGUGGUUCGUGAUGAUUUAUUUAUAAAUAUAGAUAUAUGUCUACGGAUAAUAGAUACUUGUAUUGCUUGUAUGUAUGCCUAUGUAGAGUAAAAAAAGUGCGGACACAGUUAUUGGUGCAGCAAACGACGAGAUUAUAGAGCCAACACAAAAGGGCAACGAAGUCAAAUGUUCCUUGAUCUACCGAAUAUUAAUCCUUGAACAAAUUCUGUUGGAGAGGGAAGGAAUGGCAAGUUUGACGGUAUCGUCAUCCAGCAAAAACAGCUCUCGAGGCACUUCUCCCAGUAGAGGAAAUCCCUCAACCCCUCAAGCGCAUCAACAGCAUACAGCAAAUCCAGAGUCUACAACCAAGUCAUGUAAUGCGACGGUGCAACAAACGGGCGAAGGUAGCGUAGGGAGUGGAAGCAGUAGCGGGGGCGGUGCCAACGCCGGUAUGAAGGGCAGCGUUCGUCAAAGAUCUCCUGGAACAAUGGCACGAAACACCGAAACCAUGGACGAGUCCACAAAUCCGCAUGCCUCCACUGCCGAACCUGACGAGUUUGCUCCUAACGUACAUCCACCAACGGACGACGAAGGGGAAGUUUAUCACAUCACGCAAUCUUUUCUGUCCAACGGCUCCAGCGAACUAAUUGCCGACGAUGUCGAUUCGAGCGGCAUACGAGCUCGCCAAGCCAUGGAACACAUUCAAAGUAAAAUCGCUAAAACAAGGGAACUCAUUAAAAUCGAACAAAAAUUGCGAGACGAAAACGUGAACGAGUAUCUGAAGCUGUCCGCAAAUGCCGACAAGCAACAACUGUCGAGAAUCAAAACGAUAUUUGAGAAGAAGAAUCAAAAAUCGGCCCACAGCAUAUCGCAGUUGCAGAAGAAACUUGACAGUUGUACGAAAAAAUUAAGAAACUACGAGAUGAACGGUGCUCCCGCGAGUCAUCGUCAGCCAAGGGAAGUUCUACGAGACAUGGGUCAAGGUCUUAAAAAUGUGGGCGGCAAUAUUAGAGACGGAAUCACCGGUUUUUCGGGGAGUGUCAUGUCAAAACCACGAGAGUUUGCACAUCUCAUCAAAAAUAAGUUUGGCAGUGCUGACAAUAUAAACACUUUAUCACUUGAUAGUAAUGGCUCAACUUUUUAUGUAAACGAUACACCACGUGCAGGUAACGGUGACACUGGAAGCGCGGAAGAGGAAAAGACUCAUCAUGGCUCAGCCACCCUUCCCGGUGGCUGCAGCCUUGGAUCGACUCACAGCGCAGCACCCGUUAAAUUCCCAUCUGAAGAAGGCUCCGAAUGCUCGAGUGUAACCAGCGAAAGUGGCCCCGGUAGCAGAGGCCAACCUCAUACUUGUCACCCUACCAACGCAGCCUAUAGCCUAAAAUCUAUUUUCUCCGAACUUCAAGAUCAUCGUGAAAAUUUCGAGAGAAUGAGAGAAAAGAUGGAAUCGCUUAAGGCUCUCCAGCAAGAAGUGGCCUACUUAUCUCACUCCCUUCAGGAGGAACGUUUUCGUACUGAGCGCUUGGAAGAGCAAAUAAACGAUUUGACAGAGUUGCAUCAGAACGAAGUUGAAAAUUUGAAGCAGACGAUCACAGAUAUGGAAGAAAAAGUGCAGUACCAGAGCGAGGAUCGUUUGAGAGAUAUACACGAAAUGUUGGAGUCGUGCCAGACGAAAAUUUGGAAAAUGGAACAUCAACAACAACAACAUCAGCAGUAUGUUACGUUAGAAGGAUUGGACAAUAGUAAUGCGAGAGCUCUCGUCGUCAAAUUGAUAAACGUCGUACUGACGGUGCUCCAAGUAAUUCUAUUGCUGGUUGCAACCGGUGCUGGAAUUAUGAUGCCAUUCCUUAGAACAAGCUGUACUAAGCCUCAUUGUUUUAUGUGCAGAGUGCGCAUAUUGACGACGUCCGUCGUCGUCCUAGGCAUUAUCUUCGUCCUCAAGCAAUGGCCAGAGGUCCACGAUGUUGGCAGUCAUCUUAUGCGUCAUCUCAAACAAACCCUUGCCGUUAAGUAGCAUUGGUGGAACUUUUAAAACACCAACGCAACAAUUACCCACCGAGAAACCAGAUAUCGAACGAGAUUCGAUAAACCAUGUGGAAGGUUAAUCCACGCCGAGGGAUGACUAAGUAAUAGAAAAAAGAAAAACUAAAGAAAAAAUCAUCGACACGAUGUGCCCAUUGAAGAAAAGAAUCGGAAAGAAAAUUUCUGAGAGGGCAAUUGCUUGAUGAAUAAUCGGUGAAGUGGUAUAUCGUUCGAACAAGGUCUCUUAUUUACUUGUAUAAUUGGGUAUAGAAGAAUUACUGUAAAAUACGAAUUAGUUAUUAAGAAUAACGAGAAUGAACCUCGCGUAGUCGAGAUUACGAACGAAUCCAGAACAGACAAACGUUCAUACGUUAUCUACGUUAAAGUAUGGAUAUCGUCUAUAAUAACAGAGAAGAAAACAAAAUCCCGUUGUUGAAGAUUCUAUGAAUUUUGGGUUUUACUUUUUCUGGAAAUAAUCCGAAAAACUCCCAUGGACUGUGAUUGAUUUUCAUUAGGCAAGUUUUAGAAGAAAUUUGAGACGAAAUUAACAAAUUGAUCGGGGAGAAGCUCGAGAAUAUGAAAGAGAAUAAAUAUAAAAAUUUCUCUGGGAGAAUGAAAAUGAAAUAAGAAGUAUUUGAACCAGCGAAAUCGUCGAAAAAGACCAUGACAGAUGGGCGGAAUCGAAGGACUGUUGGUCCGGGUGUUUCGGUGAAUAAUUUAUGAACCACUGAAAAUAUUGGAUUUUGGUCUGCAAAUGUCUAUGAAUACUUGAUUUCGGAAAUAACGAAAACGAAUAAGAAAACACGUCAGAAUGAGCCAACGAAAGGUCGAUGAAAUGGUAAAUCGGAUUUUUCUUUCAUGGAUACUUUUUUGAAGCGAAUUUGGAAUGAAAACAACAAUUCUCCGUGAAGAUCCCAAAGACAUUGAUCCGAAGACUUAAAAAUUCAUAGCCACGUUCCAUCGUUCGAGGUAAAUUAAGAAAUUUCCAAACUCACCUAAUCCACGAGAUCAAUACUUUGCUCAUUUUUUUAAGACACUCUUAUGAUUAAUUUCCGUCAAAGAAAAUAUCGAAUGACCCCAAUCUCAUUCUCCCGGUGAAACAAAUGUAACGGAUGAGCGACUUUGUCCUUUAUUUUUAUUUUUUCCUCAUUCAAUGACUACUAGAACCUCUACUUUUGCUUUUUAAUCUUGAAGUAAAUCCCGCAGUAUAAUCGAUUUUAUUCCAUUAAUUAACAACAAAUAUAUCAUCUAUAUUGUGCUUUUCAAUAAGAAUUCGAAUGUCAAAGUUAUAAUAUUAAACACAAAAAAUUGAAUUUAGGUAUUUUCCUAAUUCCUCCAACGUGAACAGUAUAAAUACAUAUCUUAAACUCAAUUACACUAUUUUUCCUCAAUGAAAUUUUUUAAUAAAAGCUUUUCCUCAAUACGAAUACAAAACCUCAAAAAAGUUGCUGAAAGAAUCAACAUUUCCAUCGUUUAUUUUCAAACCACAUUCACUAAGCUAAAUAAAACAUCGGAAUUUCAUUGUAAAACUAAAAACAGAGCGUGUCAAUUAUUUAUGAGUAAUCAACAUUGAAUUUUAUAAAUUUGAUUCUUAUGCCGUAUUAUGAGGAAAAAAGAAGAUGAGAAAACAAAAGUAGAGCUCCUUUUCAUGGUUUUCCGAAUAUAUUUCUAGCUGACGAGUCGCUCGCCGAUAAGAAACGAGUCUUUUUUUAUUUUAUUUGAGAGUGCGCGGUGCUGCCUUUGUUGUGAUGCACAAAGUCACGUUCAGUAUUACGCAUGCAAAGUGUGUACGUAAGAGGAAGAAGCACUACACGGUAUUACCCGGUAAUAGAUGCUAGAAAGAAGUUGAUAAAUCCUGCCGGAAAGCUAAUAUCUCGAGCGGGCGAGUUCAUUAAUAUUUUUUACGAAAGAGAAAGAAAAACAGUAAGGGAAGAUCUAUUAACGCAGAUGAAUUUAAUUCGCACGGAAUAACUCGAGACUUCCGAUAGGAAUGAAAAAAUGUUCUCGAACCAGUAUGAGUAUAUCGAGCUAAAAGUAAUUGAUGCUGUUGCACUUUUUUCCAUUGCAUCGAUUUUUAGUAACCAAUUGUAGUGUACUAUUUUAGAUACGAAGAGUAAACAAUUGUCCGAUCACAAUAUCGUGAACUACGCGAGCCAAAUUUUGGUGUUCCUAUAUGAGUUAUUAAUCGCUCUCUCGCUUCACUUCUCUCUAUCUUUAUCCUUCUGGUAUUUAUCUGUGAACCGCUGUGACUAUCAUAAGUUUUAUCUAAUUGGUAAAAAUGAAUAAUCAUUUUUUUCGGGAUCAAUGUUACGAUGUGGUAGAAAAGAAAAAUAUAAAGAGAAACUAAGAAACCAAACAAACAACAAACGAAACAAAAUCUACUAUAUAUUUGCCAAAUAUUUAUAAUUUUCUACCGACAAUUUGGUAGAUUGUCGUUCUAUGUGGGAUUCAUGGAAAUUAUCCUCGAAAAUAAGAAAAAAAAAAAACAAUUUUUAAUAGAAAUAAAAAAUACGUACACGAAAAAAUUCAAUCGUCGAUUUCGAUACCACGUCCAAUUUAAUUAUUAUAUUUGUACAAAAUAUCAAACGAACAGCAUUUUCGACACAAUGACUGACCGAAAAAAUGUUUAAACAUGAACAAUAAUUGUGCCCGUAUGUACAUAUGUAUACUAGUUUUAAACGAGCCAAAGCAACGAAAACAAAACCCUUCAAAAUCUCUAAUAAUUUCAUAACGCUUUUCCAGCAUCCCACAUUUACGACAAAAGUAUUUGGGAUUUAGUUCAAGCUUCAAUCACUAAUUAUCGAAUGUUCUAGAUGUUCUGUUGUUUUUUUCUUUUUAAUUGUUGUGGCCCGUUUCAGAGUUUGUGUGGACUGAGACAAAAAACUCGACUCUACGUGUUUAAUCUUAACAUAGAGUGACCGUGCUGACGUUCGAAAGAGUAAAAAUCAUAGAGGAAUUAAGUUUUAAGAAAUUUUUAAUAUCAGCUAUGACGAAACAGACGUAAAAGACUAAUCGAACUGUCGGUUUUUGUAUAUUGACGAGUUUGCACUUCGACUUGAUGUGAUCUUGAUUAUCAGAAAAAAAUCCUAAAAAAUAAAUUAUUAAGGAUUGAUCAACCUAAACCAUUGGAAAAUGAACAUCAUACGUAGAAAAAAAUUCAAGAACUUUGUCAAGAGGAUGAGCGUUUCGUGAAGUAGAAUUAGUCUUGUAUUUUUCUCACAUAUGAUUGUAAUAAAAAAAAAAAAUUGGGAGUUGAAUUGCAGAAAUUGAAUUCGGUCAUGUAUUCAAGUCUCAAUUGGAAAAAAAAUCGAGUCGGUGUGUAAAGUUAGUAUCGAAUCGAUCGAUCGAUCAUUUAUUCUCUUAUGAUCUGGAAUUUUAUCGUGGCGGUAGAUCUUGGUGCUUUGUAUUAUAAAUAUGUAAAUGUCGUAAGAAAAAUUGUUAAUGUAAAAGCAGUGAAAUGAGGGGAAAGGAGUAAAAAUGGGAGAGUUCAGAGGAUCGAGUAGCUGGUAGGGGCCCCUGUAUAAUUAUUUGCACGUUGAUUCGUCAAUAAAAUAGUGAAAUAAGGUUGCGAUUGCACAGAGAAUAUUGAAGAAUAUACUGUUGCUAAAAAAAUAAGAGCGAAUAAAAUUGUAAAUCCCAGCCACAUGCACACAGGCAUACGCGCGAAAACACACACACACGGAGAAACAAAUAGAAAGCUUGUAAACAUUCACGCAUACCGAAACAACGAUGGACGUAUUUUGUACUUUGUUACUCAACGUUUGUAUCAUUUUUUUUUACCUCGUCGAUCCCUCCUCAUCACAAUUUUAUAUGUACUUUAUAUUAACAAGGAAAUCAAGCAAAAAAAAGAAAAGAUGCAAAAAAGCGCUAUCACGGAUCAAGCCGUUUUCAUAAUAUGCGCGCACUCAUUGAGGGUAGAAAAGUCAUUUCUCUUUUAAUGUUAUAAGUGCGAAUAAAUAAAGCGUGUACGACAAAGAAUGAAAUAUAAAGCAUUUGGCCGUCAGCAGGUCACGAGUCAAUAAAACAAAAGGGGCCCUGUGCAAAUGUAAUAUGUAUAAUGUAAUAGACAACAACAAAAUAUUUGACAAGAGAGUCAUUGAUGCCUUGCUUAGCUAAUGAUUGAUAGAUUUUUAGAUGCAAAUAUUAUAUUUCUUGUCAAUUUUAGUUUCUUUUUUUUAUUAUCAUUAUUAUUAUUCGUAAUCUCAUUACGAAUUCUUUACUUUGUUUACAGAAGCAAUUAUAUAUAAAGUUCAAUCUAAUUUGUUGUUUCCUUCACAUCAAUAAGUAUUUCUCGAAAGCGUACAGAAAUUAUUCAAUCCAAAAAGUCACAAAGUUCUUCAGUGUUCACAAUUCAACAUUUUGUCAUUUUCUAUUGUCCACGGCGAUAAAAAAAAAUCUCGUUGAACGAAUGAUUAUAGUUACAAAGGUACAAGGUGCACCUAUAAAAAUAAAAGAAUUUACGUAUUUUAUUGAUUCAGUAAUGAUACGAGAAAUGCCCAUUUUUGUCCGGAAAUGACAGUUUUACAUCGACGCAAAAUAAUGCGUAUCGCUCUCUUCUUUAUCCACGAUACAUAUAAUGUGGCCCUAUUAGGGGACGUUUGAAUUACAAAAGUUUAAUUAAGACAGACAUUGACUACGAUGAUGUAGAAAAUUUCGUUCGUUCAUUUCUGCCUCUUUGUUUGUUUUGUUUUUAUAUACAAUGUUUUUUCUUUGACGUUAGGUCACAAAACGAUGCAUCCAGGUAUCGAUUAGUUUCCAAAAUCGUAUCACCAAUGUUAUUGUUUAAUAACUACGAAUAAUAAUAACAACAAUAAUAAAACAUGAAAUUUUCCAUAAAA